UCAUGCAUACUUUGCUUUCAUAUGCCACUGGCAAAACAGACUGGUGUAUAUCCUGAAAUUACACCUCCAAUAUUUUCAAAUCAAAUCGAAUCGAAUCAUGAGGUACUGAAAGAUUCACACUCCUAUUAAGUACUAUUUUCAAAUUCUGAUGAGAAAAAAUGGCAACAUUUGUUCGCAGACAUAUUAAGGCUACACUGUUAAAGCUCAUCUCUGCAUGCUGUAGUGUGUUUACAUUUGUCUGUCGCUCAGUGUUACAUAUUUUAUUUCUCUGACUGGUUGUACGGCUUUCCAAUUGCGUGCAGAAGGCUUUUGCUUCAUGGUUGUUGAUAGCGCCCAUUGAAAACUGAAAAUGAAUUGAGAGGUUCCCGACUAAUUCACUUUAGCAAGUUGGUUUGCUGAUUCUGUAGCCUGAACAAUUGUCCGCCUCUAUCUCAUACUAAUCAUUUGUCAGUGGAUUUUUUUGUGCAUUUUCAAACACAAAAAAGAAAACAUGCAGUGUGAACUAAGGACUCUCAAGCUCAGGAGGUCAAAUGGGUAGAGUAGUAAAAUAUAGCUAAAUUUCUGCAAUAUGUUGUCUUCAACAAAAUGUCUGAGAAAAGGUUCACAAAAUGCAACAUCAAAGACAGCCACCAGACCACCAGAGUCAUCACAACACUCACUUCCUGUAUUGCACCCUUUUGUGUGGGAGGCCUGGCCAGGUUUAAUCUUGACACACUUGACAAGUGUCACUUGCAGUAAUUUCAGUUUCAUUUAUUCUCAUAUACAUACACAGUAUACAGUUCAUUCCUUUUUUGUUGCCUUAGUAAAAUUAAAUUAAAGCUGUAUUUUAGAGUUAAGGAACCUAGAAGGUGACAAACAGCAGAUGCAGAUACUCACUGUCGGUCGAAUGGAGAAUUUUUGUAAAUAUUUGGGCUUCAACGGGACCUUUUCUCUGAUAUGUUGCAUAUUGUGGAUUUUCUCACCAGCAGAAGGAAAAACUAUCUCAAGGGUGGUUGGCAGCAGAGUGAUCCUGCACUGCAAGAACGAGACAAAAAGCACGCUCAGUCAGCUGACAUGGAAAAUGGACAAGGAUAUCUUAUUCACUUUCAACCCAAGUUUACCCCUAUAUGAGAGUUCAAAAGCUCACAACCUGACAAUAAAUAUGUCUCUGUUGGAGAGUAAACAGUACGCGCUGGUCAUAGACAGAGCCCAUCUGUCUCAUACAGGAAACUACACCUGUGAGAUCAAUACAAAAGAACUACUCGAAGAACAGAAGUGGGAGCUGAUAAUUACAGAGCCGGUGGAAAAUGGAAAUUCUGACAAGCUAAUGAUCGCCAUGGCAGCUACUGUUCCUUGUGCGUGUUGCCUGAUCUUUAUAAUUACUUUGGUCAUUCUGCUAAAAGUCCACAAACGUGCACAGGCUCAUUCACAGACUGCAGAAAUGGUAAAUAUAAAACAGGAGCGAGAAGAAGACAUAUAUGAAAACUGCUUGGAAACUAAUCAACGACGUGGCUAUAAUCAGCGUCAGCAUUACAAACCCAGGACUCACUGAUAUGAAACACAGUCCAAAAAUCCAAAAGGGAAGUGAGCACCUGUGUUUGAAAGAGUUCAUUUCAAUGGAAAAACCAUCUUUUCCGGAAUACAAAAACAUUUUUUUAACAUCCUCUGUCUGAAUUAUUCUCACUCUGAAUAACUUCUUUAAUCUUUUUUAAAUUUAUAGUUUAACAUACAAUUUUUAAAAGCUUUCUCAAUGAAUGUACUGUGUAUGAUGAGGGGGGGCAGCAAAACAAGCUGAACACUUGACAUAUUAUCACCUUGAGAGGUUAUAAUAAAAUGUGUUUGCUGACAGUUGCCUAUUUAUGUAUUUAUACAUUUUUUCCUCCUAAUAUCUGACUUUUUAGCUGCUAAAUGCUACACUUUGGCCCAAUUCGAUUUCUUUUUUCUUUUUUUUUAAACUCUACCCCUCAUUUUUGAAUGCAACCUUGCUCAUUUGAACAGAGUUAUAAGGGGUAGUGCUUAAAACACAUCAGUGUGCUGGCGUUUACAUAUACACAGAUGCUAUAAGUGUUGCAGGACAUUGCAAAUAUGCCAUCUUCUGCAGUGGACAGAAGACAGAAAAAUAAAAUAAUUGGUAAAAAGAGACUAAAAGGCUCUGUAUAGCUGGUAACUGAAAUAGACUGAUAAUUCUCUAUAGGAAUUUCUAUAUGAGCUACCUCUUUCGCAUCACACAAUUAUCUCAUCCAUAUGUGUGUGUGUGUGUGUGUGUGUAUUGCUUAGUGCAGCUUUUAGUUGUUGUAAAGGUCUUUGUUGACAGAUGAUGAUUAUGUUACAGAGGAGUUACAACUGGACAAUCACACUAGCAGUAUCUUCUUAAAAGAUACUGCAUGGGUUAACAGAACUUGAAGCCGCUGCAUUCAUCAUUCAUGGUAACACAUUUGUCAUAGAUGCCCAAGAUUGUGGACUUAGUAUAACCUUAGCCCACAUAAGGAUGUUUAGUCAUUUCCUGUGUACUUUACCUUAAAAUAAAUUGCAGUGAUGCAGUCGGCGAUGAUGGGGUUGGCAGUAUGUUUGUCAUCCUGAGACUUAGUUAAAAUUUGAUUAUAGGCCAACCGGUUUUGAGUAUAAUCGUCAAUGAAAUUGCAUUUUUAUGUUCAAAACCAAUGAGCAUUUGAAAUGAAAUUCAACUAUGAAUUACCAAACAAUAAACUGCAGCUGUGAGUAAAAGAACAAAUAAAUGAUAAGGAGGCAACAAAGAAUGAAAGAACUGAGGAUCAACAAAGGUUCAACAGUUCAAGAGUAUAAUAUAUAUAUAUUAAUAUUUGGUAAUAGUGGUUAACCUCAUAUUCAAUAAAGGUAUGGAAUCUUUUUUCUUUCUUCUUUGUAUUUUUUGUUUGUUCGUAUUUUUGUUUGCUCAUGCUUG
This is a messenger RNA of Plectropomus leopardus (leopard coralgrouper), 2899 nucleotides long. RefSeq lists its product as uncharacterized. The record is from RefSeq and is a predicted model, not a curated record. NCBI's taxonomy places the organism in Eukaryota, Metazoa, Chordata, Actinopteri, Perciformes, Serranidae.